AUGAGUUCGACUGCCACCACCGUCCAAGAGCAGCCCUCCCAGGCUGGCGUUCUCAAACUCAGAGGGUACCACCAGCCCGGAUGGGAUACCGCCAUGCUUCAGGAGCUCGAAUCCAAAGGGUACACUGUUGUGAAAGGCGCCAUCCCACCCACUCGCGCUAAAGAGUACGAAGACAAGGCGUACCGGUGGCUCGAAAGCUUUGGCAAGGGUUUUGUCAAGGAUGACAAGAAGACUUGGAGAUUCGCCAACCUUCCAGCAUUUGCAAAGGGAGGUCUUUUCAAUCGACACGGUGUACACCACGAGCAGUUUGCCUGGGAUAUUCGUGCCGAGCCCGGGCUGAUCGAGGCGUUCUCGAAGAUCUGGGGCACAGACGAGCUGCUCGUAUCCUUCGAGACAGACGGUGUCAACGUUUCUCUGCCAUUCGUAGCGAACGAGUUUCCCGCAGACGCGGCCGCCCCAUGGCCUCAUGUCGAUCAGAGUCCAAGGCGACGGGAGAAGCACUGCAUCCAGGGUAUCGCGAACCUCGCUCCAAACGGGCCCAAAGACGGGGGCCUCAUGGUUCUCGAAAACUCCCUCCCGCUGUACACCGAAUUCUUCGACACUCACCCCGAAGUCAAACCCGCCGAAGGCUGGCCCACCCGCGACUCGUGGUCGUAUAGGGAAGAAGACAUCAAAUGGUUUGAGAGCAAGGGAUGCAGGUGGAAGAAGGUGGAAGCAGAGCCGGGGGAUUUGAUCUUGUGGGAUAGUCGAUGUGUGCAUUAUGGCGCUGCUGCGACGGGUGAAGUGCCGAGAGUCGCGACUUAUGUGUGUUACAAACCUGCCGCAGGUAUCUCCCCCGAGAUGCUCCAAAAGAAGAAAGAGUGUCUUGCCGACUACUCUGGAACUACCCACGACCCACUCGACUUUUAUAUCACUGGUACCAACGCCCGCGGACCGCUCUCUGACGAUGAGAAUCAACAGCCCCACGAACCUGCGGUGUUGAGUGAGCGAGCGAAGAAGCUUGCAGGCUUGGUCCCUUACUAG
This is a messenger RNA of Cryptococcus amylolentus CBS 6039, 1023 nucleotides long. RefSeq lists its product as hypothetical. NCBI's taxonomy places the organism in Eukaryota, Fungi, Basidiomycota, Tremellomycetes, Tremellales, Cryptococcaceae. The transcript has 7 exons. The coding region runs from base 1 to 1023 and encodes 340 amino acids. The record is from RefSeq and is a predicted model, not a curated record.